Molecule: messenger RNA, 616 nt
Organism: Gordionus sp. m RMFG-2023
Lineage: Eukaryota; Metazoa; Nematomorpha; Gordioida; Chordodea; Parachordodidae
Product: U1 small nuclear ribonucleoprotein C-like
Exons: 5
Coding region: 30-503 (157 amino acids)
Biological process (GO): spliceosomal snRNP assembly; mRNA 5'-splice site recognition; mRNA splicing, via spliceosome
Cellular component (GO): nucleus; U1 snRNP
Molecular function (GO): pre-mRNA 5'-splice site binding; zinc ion binding
Source: RefSeq, a predicted model, not a curated record
UAUUUCGACAUUUUGCACUUAUUUACAAAAUGCCGAAAUAUUACUGUGAUUAUUGUGAUACAUUUUUGACUCAUGAUUCACCUUCUGUUAGAAAAACACACUGUAAUGGGAGAAAACAUAAAGAAAAUGUUCGACUUUAUUAUCAAACAUGGAUGGAAGAACAGGCUCAGAAGUUAAUAGAUUCAACAACUGCUGCCUACAAAGCAGGCAAAUUAACGACGCCUUUGCCUCCAUUUAUGCUAGGAAUGAUGGGCCUUCCUCCAAUGCCACCUGGUAUGAUGCCUCCACCUCCUGGAGCUUUAGGCCUACCUCCACCUUUAGGGGGCAUGCAUCCACCUCCAAUGGGUGGAAUGAUUCAACAUAUGCCACCAGGAUUUCCAAAUUCAAUGCCUCCGAUGCAUAUGAUGCCUCCAGGUAUGGGACUUAGGCCUAUGAUGGGACAAAAUGAUGAGAAUUCCAAUGUUCUGCCACCCGGACUUAAUAUGAUGCAAAAUUCUAUGUAAUUAGUUUUUGUAAAAAAAAUCAUAUACAAUCUGUAUAUUAUCAAUUAUUUUUAAUUAGUUUUGGUAUAUAUAUUUAUAUUCAUUGUACUAUGAUUUUGUAUAAUAAAAAUGGC